Messenger RNA from Daktulosphaira vitifoliae (grape phylloxera), 4141 nucleotides. RefSeq lists its product as uncharacterized. NCBI's taxonomy places the organism in Eukaryota, Metazoa, Arthropoda, Insecta, Hemiptera, Phylloxeridae. The record is from RefSeq and is a predicted model, not a curated record. The transcript has 3 exons. The coding region runs from base 3133 to 4077 and encodes 314 amino acids.
ACUAAACUCUCUAUUGUGGUUCGACAGUUUUAUGUUCAAUGUUAUAGGGAAAUUAACUGUUUGAAUUUAACAACUUUAUUUUUUACGCGAUUUAAAUACUUUAUACUUAAUUCUGACACAUAUACGUAUAGACAUUUUAUAGAUUAAAUACAUUGUACUUGUAAAUCAAAUAUCUCUGGGUUUUCAUUCUUCCAAUAUCUUUAACGAUGUAUUUUAUGUUCGUUUUUUGUAGUUCAAUCGAAAUCUUAUCCGUAACGACGAAAUAUAGCUGUUAAAAUAUUUUAAAGCCAUUAUAAAUAAUAAUAACAAUGGUCGUUAUAUUGUUCACAAUUCAAUGAAAGGAAUAUUUUUACAGAUAACUUUAAUGGAUACAAGAUUUUCUAAUGAAUAUUAGUCCAAGCGGUAAUUUUAUUACUUUCAAUAUUUAGUAUUAUCUUAAAGAAAUAAAUAAUAAUAUUAAUUUGUUGUAAAAAAAUAACAAAAAAUUAUAACGCCUUAGAGGGAAAGAGUACAAAUUUUACAAGCCAUUUAUAAUGAGAAAGAGAAGAAUAUAAUAAAAUUAAUCGUUUAAACAUUUAGUUAGUGACAAGAGGAGAAAAAGAACAAUAUUAAAGUAAUAUACAUAGUUUUAAUACCGUUAAAAAUGAAAAAUUUUAUCAAAACGUAAUCAAAAAACCAAAAAUACGCGACAUCAUUAUAAUAUUGUUAAACAUAAUAAAACUUAUAGCGUAAAACGAAAAUAAGUUCUUAAAACUGCUUAUGAUAAUGAAUUAUGUUUGGAACCUUUUUGGCGUUAAUCGUAAAAAUAUAGUAAUAUCUAAACACUAAACGAAAAAAAUGUUUCAAUCCGAGACCUGAAAAGAUGGCAUAAAAUAAAAAAUGUCUACAUUAAGUCAUACUUGUUAUUUUUGAUUUGUGUUCUUGCUUUGUAAAUCAAAUUUCUUCAAAACUUUGCCAUUUAAUGAAUUCAUAUUUAAAAGAGUAUAAAGACUACAAUUAUUUUUAUUAGUUUGUACACUGUACUUAUUUCAUAAUUAAUCAAAUAAAAUAUAUAACUUAUUAAACGCGUUGCAAUGAAAAACGGAUACAACGCAUCUGCCAAAAAUGUAAUCGUCUCAAUAUUAUUCGAGAUUUUGGAAGUAUUUAACAACACAAAUAACGGCCUAUUGAAGUUUCAGAAAACGGUUAAGAGGUAGGCCAACAUUUAUCACUCGCAUAUUUUGUUCAUAAUUUACAGAUUCGUUAAAUUACACGUGGCGUCCUCGUACCAGACAAUACCCCUUUUUGAGCUACGGUUAUUGGUCCACGAGGAAAUUUCUAGACAUCUGGCUGCUGCACGCUCUUGUCUACUUGAAAGGAGAGGAACGAAAAAAAGUUGCGCAUGCAGUUCGCACGUUUCCACGUUCGGAGGGUUAACGUCCGACAUAAUGAACUACUUUACGGUAGACGGCAGACCCAAUGUAGGUCGUCCACGCGUUGUCCGUGAUCGCGGGUUAGGCCGUUCUGUUGUUGUACACCGUGUACAUGGGAUGAAAUGCAUUUGAGGGGAGGUGAAUGAGAAGGGAUGGCUCCGUUCAUGCGGAUCGUGGAUAGGGGCACGCAAAUAACCACCGGGUUCAACGACACGGGAGAGCAGCAGGAUGCACAUGCGAUUAUUAUCAAACGUGGUGUAUUGCUGUACAUUUCAAUAAAUACACAUUGGUAGGCCUACUUGGGUGACGUCACAAUACGGCGGUCUAGAAAUCUCUGAUAUGUGUGCUACACACAUGCGUACCAAACACAAAAUUAUGUAUAUACAUGUCGAGUGCGCUCUUUGUUGCCAACCGAGGUUCAGCGACACCGAAGUGCACUAACCCUCCCUUAAAAACAAUAAAAAAUCGAUGGCUUCAUACGUCCGAUGUUUACUUAGAGUAUUCUUUUCCAUUCAGUCGCUUAACCCUCGUCUCGUUCAUUAUUCGCACCUUCUAGCCAUUGAAUAAUUCUCUGAAAGACGACGGCUACUCGCAAGACGGACCCUUUUAACCGGCCUCUUAGGAUUUCGCACGCGUGUACACCGUUCCCCUAACCAGCGUUUCUCCAUCGGAGGCCAGCUGCAUCUCCAUUAACGAAAAGGGGAGGGUUGGAGUAAGAGUUUAUCGACCUUUCUGUGACUUGAGCGCACAUGUAUGCGUUAAGUGUUUGAGAGAGGCUUACAUGCGCGGUUGCAACUGCGGCCGUUAUGACGUCACGCGUCUGACCUCGAUGAUCCUCGUGUCCUCAAAAUGUCGAUUAUUUUAGUCUACUGUCGUUAGUUACAAAGCCUCGGCACGCGAACGUUCGUUUACAUUGUCUGAGGUACGCGUGUAAAAUCUGUACAUAAACGGCCUAUUUUCGACACGUGUGAAUUGCCAUUCAAAGGGGAUAAUGUAAAUUAAAAUACCGUAGGGGAGACAUUUCGACUCUAAUGCAAAACAUUUGUUAUAAUAAAAAAUGUAGCUAAAUUAAAGCACUUAUCUGACUAUGCUAAUAAAUACUAUGUAAUAAACGAUAAUUCUUUGUAUCAAUAACUGAAUAAAAUGCGGCAGAUACCUUAAAUCGUACAAAACAAUGUAUAUUAAAUUUAAUUUGUUGACUAAUAUUAAAUUAUAACAUUAUUUUGACAAUUUUAUUACUUAGAAAAAAUGUUUUACCAAAUAAAAGUUAAAUUAGAAAAAAUAAAGUGUCAAAAUACUUUUAUAAGUAAUAUCUAUUAGAGAAAUAAAACUCAAAAGUUUCAACUUUUAUCACCGUUUUAUUUUUAUUAGCUCAAACUUGAAAUGAAGGGAUUUAUUUAGCAUCAAUUGUCAUCUGCCCGUUUAUGUAAUCUUUAAAUACGAUUUUUUUAUGUUUACAAAACUUUUACCAAAAAGUAAAACGAUCAUUGUACUGCGGAAUUUUUAAAUAAGUCAUCAAAAGAAGAUAUAUCUCAUGACUUUUGGAUGUGUGAUAACAAAAAGUCUUGAAUUAAUGAUACAAAUGAAAUGCACACAAAUAUAUAUUUAAACUUCUGAAAUUUGAGAAAUGUUGGCAAUAUCAAAAAUACAUUUCAUAUAUCAUUUGUAGAUUAAAAACAUAUUAAAUACAUGCACUCAAAAAAAGUGCUCAAAAAGUAAUAUGAAUUAUUAUGGAAAUAUACACAUUAUUUUGUUGAAUAUAAUAAUUUCAAAUGCAAUUAUUGUUCAUGAGAUUAAUGAACUAUUUACGAAUAUUGAAAAUCAAACUUUUGUUACCAAAGAUAAUUUAUAUGAACUCAUAAGAUCAUAUCCAGCAUUCAUUAAGCUAACUUUACGAGAAAAUAAAUACUACACUGGUAGUGAUGCAUCUCUUUGUCCUCUACCUUAUGAUGAAAAUACACUGUUGGAUGAUCCUGAUGUUAAGAAAUUACAAUAUUUCGACCCGAGAGAAUGUAAAAAGCCGUGGACGUGGACGCAACAAAAUCAAAUUAUUGUUCCUGUUCCAAAAAAUGAUACCACUAAAAUAAAGUUAGGAGAACUAAUUCGUCAUGAUAGCAAUUUAAAAGUUAUUCAGAAGUAUACUUAUUACCUAAAUACUAUGGAAAGUGUUGGAAUAACUUUAGUCGAUAGAUUUUGUUCGUUUGUAGUUGAAGUCAUUAAUAGAUUCCAUAGUUUCCCGAAUAAGACAGUAGUCUAUAAUUUAAAGAAAGUAAAUCCAGUUCAUUUAAGAAUAAAUUUAAACAUAGUAUGCUUUAAAAAACUAUUUGUGCGUAUUUAUGAAACAUUUAAGAAAUACUUCAUUUCUACAUUACCCCUUGACUGUAUUACGAAUAUUCUGAAGGUGUUUAGUCCAAAUGACGAAUUAACAGAUAUUCCAAUUCCAAUGGAAAAUAUAGACCAAUACAAAGCAAAAUUAUUAGAAUGCAGGACACUAACAAAUUUAAAAAAAAACUAUGCUAUUCUUGAAAAUGAUGAGCUGUGGGAGCACGAUGCGAUAUCAAAUAAAAAACGUCACUACAAUGACAUAAUAUCAUUACACAAUAGAACUGUACUAGAAGGAGCUGAUUUAUUUGAUUCGGAAGUAAUGUUAAUGAAACAAUCAUAAUAUUGUACAAUUAUUUUUUAUGAAAAUUAUAUAAAUAUUACAUUGAACUCUUAUAUUACGUUAA